This is a messenger RNA of Eufriesea mexicana, 1553 nucleotides long. It is a transcript of the gene meigo, whose product is annotated as Solute carrier family 35 member B1 homolog meigo. Lineage: Eukaryota; Metazoa; Arthropoda; Insecta; Hymenoptera; Apidae. Gene Ontology annotation, molecular function: UDP-galactose transmembrane transporter activity; UDP-glucose transmembrane transporter activity. The coding region runs from base 249 to 1217 and encodes 322 amino acids. The transcript is spliced from 2 exons. Gene Ontology annotation, cellular component: Golgi membrane; endoplasmic reticulum membrane. Gene Ontology annotation, biological process: UDP-galactose transmembrane transport. The record is from RefSeq and is a predicted model, not a curated record.
AGAGAGAAAUCGAUAGUUAUUUCAUCGAUACAUUGAUUUUUCGAUAUUGAAAUUCGAUAUGUAUAUACGGGAUUUGCGUGCAACAUAACCUAUCGUUAAAUGCCACGUACUAUUUGUCUAAAAUCUACGUAUGUAGAAUCUCCCAAACAUCUUAUCGUGCAUCGUGACAUCGGUCUACGAACGAGAAAAUAACGAUAUAGCAAAAUUAUAUAUCGAGCAUAAUAUAUCGAUAAACGUAUAUAGCUAUAAUGGCUUACCAGAAACAUUUCAAACUCUUGUUUUGCGCGCUCGGAAUUUUUGUAUGUUAUUUUUACUUUGGCAUAUUGCAAGAGAAGAUUACACGAAGACAAUAUGGAGAUGGAAAAGACUGUGAAAAAUUUACAUACAUGUUUUCUUUAGUUUUCAUCCAGUGUUUAAUUAAUUACUUAUUUGCUAAGACUAGUUUAUUAACGAUCAUGAAGCAGGGCGAGGACAGUACUCCGAAAAUGUACUACGUACUCUGUGCCCUUACCUAUUUACUUGCUAUGGUAUGCAGUAAUAUGGCGUUACAAUUUGUUAGUUAUCCAACACAAGUAAUUGCAAAAUCCGCUAAACCGGUUCCCGUGAUGAUACUCGGUGUACUGCUGGGAAAGAAGGUUUAUCCAGUUAGAAAGUACUUGUUUGUCCUCUUAGUAGUGUUUGGUGUAGUUUUAUUCAUGUACAAAGAUGUUACUCCUGCAGUGAAAAAGUAUUCCGAGGGACAAACAGCGUUUGGUGAAUUUUUGCUGUUACUGUCGUUAAUAAUGGAUGGUUUACUUAGCGCAGUGCAAGAAAGAAUGAGAGCCGAGCACAAUUCCAAGUCUGGCCAUAUGAUGUUAAAUAUAAACGGGUGGUCUGCAGUGUAUAGCGGCAGUGUGAUUCUAGCUUCUAGAGAAAUAUUCGAUUUUAUUCAGUUUUUACAUAGAUACCCUUCUACUAUAUGGCAUAUAAUUAACUUUUGUAUAGCAGGUGCAUUUGGACAAUACUUUAUAUUUCUGACUGUUGCCGAAUUCGGUCCAUUACCAUGUUCCCUCAUAACUACGACUAGAAAAUUGUUUACAGUGUUAGGUUCAAUAGUUAUUUUUGGUAAUAACCUUAUAUACAGACAGUGGUUGGGUACGUUGUUAGUGUUUUCUGGAUUGUUUCUAGAUGCUAUGUACAGUAAAGACAAGUCACCCAGAAAAGAUGUAACAAAGUAGCAAACGAAUACAAGUACAUUAUCCGAGCGAUCAUGACUUUUAAAAUAAGAUAUAAGCUAUAUAUUAUAUAUUAAAUAUAUAAAUAAUAUAAAUAUAUUAUAAAAUAAGAUAUAAGCUGAUAUCUUGAUACGUGCAUACGCUAUUCGUGUUGUUACAGUGAGAAUAGAAUUUACAGACAUUAUGUUAAAUAUUUUGACUUGUUGAUUUCGCACACAGUGUCAUCAGCGUGUAUGGGUUUCUCCUUACAAAUGAAAUUUCAAAAGAACAUUCUGUAGACUUUAAUACUACACAUACGCCUCCCCUCCCACACACAAAAUGUGUGUGUGUGUGUGUGUG